Messenger RNA from Gadus macrocephalus (Pacific cod), 3954 nucleotides. RefSeq names its product TP53 induced glycolysis regulatory phosphatase a (gene tigara). NCBI's taxonomy places the organism in Eukaryota, Metazoa, Chordata, Actinopteri, Gadiformes, Gadidae. Gene Ontology annotation, molecular function: fructose-2,6-bisphosphate 2-phosphatase activity. Bases 119 to 901 code for a protein of 260 amino acids. Gene Ontology annotation, biological process: regulation of pentose-phosphate shunt; positive regulation of DNA repair; negative regulation of glycolytic process. Gene Ontology annotation, cellular component: cytosol. The record is from RefSeq and is a predicted model, not a curated record. The transcript has 6 exons.
UUCAGAGUUCGCCCUUUGUCUCCUUUGGGCCUCCGUAGUCAGAGCGCUGAGCAGCUGCACAUGUGACAGUUCAACUGGUGUUCUACACAUACACAGCGUUCUCCUCCUCUUCAUCACCAUGACACUGUUCACCAUGGCCUUCACCCUGGUCCGGCACGGGGAAACGCAGUUCAACAAAGACGGCCUCUUACAAGGGCAGGCCAUCGACUCGUGUCUGUCUGAGACCGGUGUCCAGCAGGCGGAGGCGGCGGGCUGUUACCUGAGAGACGUCACCUUCACCAACGUCUUCGUCAGCAGCAUGCUGCGGGCCCGUCAGACGGCAGAGGUCAUCCUGAAGCACAACAGCAGCGGUGCUGGUCUGGAGAUGGUCUGCGACGCUCUACUGAAGGAGAAGAGCUUCGGCGUGGCGGAGGGCCGGCCGGUGGAGGCGUACCGGGCGAUGGCGGCGGCGGCUGGUGAGACGACGGUGGACUUCGUGGCACCGGGGGGCGAGAGCGAGCAGCAGGUGACGGAGCGCUUCAGGAUGUUUCUAGAAUCCAUGUUGCGCCGCAUUGAUGCCGACCACUGGCUCAACCACCCGGAACCGGUCCCCUCCGCAUCAGAGCCUCUGGUCUCCCCCCCGGCGGAGGGCCGGGCGGACGAGGGGCUGGGGGCCCUGGGGGCCCCGGGGGUCCACGCCCUGCUGGUGGGUCACGGCGCCUACAUCCGCUCGGCCGUGCGCCACCUGCUGCAGGCGCUGGGCUGCUCGCCGCCGCCCGGCGUCGACCACGCCCACAUGCUGUCGCUCAGCCCCAACACGGGCCUGUCCCGCUUCGUCCUCACGCUCGCCCGGGACCAGGGAGGGCUCGCCAUCAGGGGGGUCCGGGGGGUCUUCGUCCACAGAGCGGACCACCUUAAAUAACCAUGGGGGUGGGGGAGGAGGGUAGUUGACUACGGAGCAAACCAUCUUUAAUGAUUUGGUUUAUUGAUGCUGUUGGCAUAUGAAGAGAAUGUCAACCAAUGUGACAUAAUGUGCAAAAGACUGCCUUUAAUCCUUCCAUAGUGAUCACUCAAUAGCCUUCUGUUUUAUCUGAUCUGUAGAUGUUAAAAGAUAACCAAAUCAGUGAUGAUUUUAGAAACUUAUUUUACGUUUUCUGUUCAAAUGGUGUGUGUGUGUGUGUGUGUGUGUCAGUCACAGCCGGCCCGCGGCUCCAUGCUGGGACACCCUGGUUAUUGAAUCACAUAAAUGUGUUCUCUAAUGAGUUCCUCCAUCUAUAUCGGUGAGUCUGGGCUAUAUCGAGAACAGAAUGCCGCUGAACUGUUGACUCUGUAGCCAAUCAGUUACUUUCAUUGUUGUCAAUUAACCUUCGGGCUGGAGGCAGACCCAUGCUUCACUUCACCCACACCACCUUAGCGCCGAUAAGGAAGAUGAUUCAGAGCAACGUAUGACUGAUGAUGCUGCUCUAUACUAUAACUGAUGAAGAGGAUGGGAGGAAGGGCAAUGUGAGCACAAUACAGUAAACACAAAAAACAACCGUGUCUUCAAUCUUUGGGCUUUUUCGCCUGUGAAACCUUUUUUGAUCUUAUGUCUCAAAAUCAUCAGUGACCUGUAUUUACUUCGAAUUAUGUUUCUUGGGGUUAACAAGAUGAGCUAUCAGGUGUUAACAAGUUGUGCUAUCAGUCUGCUAACAUGCUAACAGACUGGGUGCUAACACUAACAUGGGGUUACAAGUUGCAUAAGUGAAUGCCCGGGCGCAAAGUCUUGUAGAGCGACUGACCUGUUGGUUGGUUCAAGGCCGAUAAAGAGAUCAAUGCAGUUCUUGUUUGAAAUACAUGUGGAUAUUUCACGAUCAGGCAUAACGGCAUAAAUGUAUGGUAUCAUGCUCAACAUGAUUUAUUUACAAUCUAAUGAUAUAUUGGUAAUAUUUGGAACAAAAUGAUACAAUAGUUUACCGGGUAACAUCAGUUAGCUCAACUUUCAAAGGUCCCAUGGCAUGCUACUUUAUGGAUGCUUAUAUAUAGGUGUUAGUGGGCCCUUAAUACAGUAUUUGAAGUCGUUCAAGUAAUUCAACCUCCGCGGAGGUGGAGCGCCUCGGCAGCGGUCAGCGGGGCUCCGGCGGGAGACAAUCGUAGGCAACCUUUCUCCUCCAUGUCGUGGUUCGGGUACUUCUGGGAGUCAAAACCAAAGUUCCUUUCCCCAAAUUCCUUCUCAACCAUAGUUGAGAUAACCCCAACUACGAGUCUCGUAGAAAUACGAGAGAUGUCAGAGAACCCGACGUGUUAUGCGCCAUAACACCAACAGCAGAAUGUCUAUCCAAAUGACAAAGCAGUGUACAACAGUCAUAGCUCAUUGUCUCAUUGUCGGGCCAAAUUCUCUGGGUGGGCAAAGCAGAGAAGGGGAGGUAACUUGGCCCCUUCUGACGAUAUAUAGGGCCAAAAUCGAAAUGAAACGCCAUUUCUAGCUACCGGGGGACCAUAGGCAAGGGGGACUCAUUAUUAAUGUUAGAAAACCUCAUAAAGUGACAUUUUCAUGCCACGGGACCUUUAAAGGAUCCAACUAAAACAUCCCCCCUCAUUCCAGGAUUCCCUCCAAGCCCCUGCCCCAAAACACACGACUAGCACGCAAGCUUUAGCAACGGGUCCAACGUGCCUUCUGGAAGGCUUUUAUUAGGGCAAAAUGUAAUGAUCGGACAGGUUUAUUUCAGGCCUGAAACAACCUCAGAGACUGGAUGCAUGUUGUUAUUUUUUUCGUGACAAAAAUGCUUCUACAAAUAAAUGGUCUGCCCUAGACUUAAUUUUUUUUUAAGGUGCUUUAAGUCCGAUUUUUUUUUUAGGAACAAAGUGUUUAUUCGUGCUUUUACAAUUAUAUUUCUAACAACAGCUUUUUCAAAAUAACAGACGAAGGAAAAACAACGAUAUUGUUCGGCAAACAAGAGAAAAACAAAAGUACGCUUCAGGCUUCAAGCUAUUUUCUUGACAAGGUUACUAAACCAGUGUUGCACCCUUUCAUGGUGGCCAACUAAAAUAAGCAAUUACAGGCGCCCAUCUAUCCUUUAGGUUUAAGAUGUGCAAUGCAACGAUACAAGGUUCUCUUGGUUAUGGAAACACUGGAAUCAAUGUUUUUAAUUUAAUCUGUAUUUGUAUUGUCUUUUAUAUGGAACUUUGAUUCUGGAAGUAUUCAUUCAGUCAUAAGGAGGAAGGGGGUGAAUUUAUGGGUUGUUUAUUUUUUUUUAACAUUGUUCUCUUCUGCUGUCUCUCUUUAGAAACUUUCAUGUCUUACCGAGGUUUUGAUAUCGUAAAAAGUUCAAACUAUAAAGAAUAAUUACCUUACCCUUACCCUUUUGUCAUGGGUAAUUAAUUUACCUGCAAAUUCCUUGAUGAAUGACGAACACAAAGACAUAAAAACAUCAGAUUCAAAUAUAUUUUUAAUAAAUACUAUAGUAGCCUACUGUGUAGCUCUCUGUCUCUGUCUCCAAGAUGACGGGCACCUUGCCGCAGGUAACUGGGACCAGAACUCGUGGUCAACUCUUUUUGAGUCCAGACGCCCAAAGCCUGAAUCAUCUCAGUCCAAACAAACACAGAGUUGUCUGGCUAAAAUGUACAACUCUGUGUUGGUUUUAAUGGGUUUAACUAACCAAUAAACAAUCACAAGUCAUCAACGGCUUCAUAAUGAUCCCCUCUUACAUGCUUGAGCUUUAAGUCUUAUUUACAUGUUUGAUAUUUUAACCUCCCAAUGCAAUAUGUAACUAUGAGGCUGGCAAACCUUUUAUAUUUCUAAUAAAUAGUGAGAAAUUAUCAAUCCAUCAUCCUUCAUUUUUCAUUUUUUCUACAUUCAAACCCCAUGGGGUCUGGAGUUUUGCAAAUUACCAAACCAAUCUAGAGCCAAGUCGAGGUCAACAUAACCAGUAGUCCGUCUUGUAAUUGCACAAAUAAAGACUUUCCAUUUCAGGCAAAUAAAACACAACAAAAAAACAA